Chlorocebus sabaeus (green monkey) is the source of this 354-nucleotide messenger RNA. The record is from RefSeq and is a predicted model, not a curated record. NCBI's taxonomy places the organism in Eukaryota, Metazoa, Chordata, Mammalia, Primates, Cercopithecidae.
AUGAGUGAGCAUGUAAGAACAAGAUCCCAAUCCUCAGAAAGAGGAAAUGUCCGAGAGUCUUCCCAGUCGGUUGAAUCUGUGAUUGUCCAGCAGCCCGCUGAGGAAAAACGUCAAGAAGAGGAACCACCAAAUGAAAAUCAGGGUAUUGCACCUAGUGGGGAGAUUGAAAAUGAAGGAACACCUGCUGUUCAAGGUGAAGGGAGAUUCAAUACGGAAUUGGCUCUGCUUAAGAUAGAGGGAGCUCGAGAUGGUCCUGAUGUCAGGGAGGGGACUCUGCCCACUUUUAUCCCCACUAAAGUGCUGGAAGCAGGUGAUGCGCAACUACAGGGUUUACACCAAGACAAUGAAGACUGA